AUGGCGACAGCCGCGCAGUCUGACGCAUCAAAAAUCGUUGUAUACGACCCGGAGAACGUGUUCAAGAAGAUUAUUGAGGGCACAAUUCCCUGCCACAAGAUUUUCGAGACAGAACACGUCAUUGCCAUUCUGGACGCCUUCCCUGCAGUGGAUGGCCACUCCCUGCUCAUACCGAAGGCCAAUGUUGCCUCCGUCUUCGAUCUCGACCCAGAGACGGCUGCCAACAUGUACAAAGAGCUGCCCAGGCUCUGCAGGGCCGUUCAGGAGGCCACAGGCUGCGAAGGCGUGAACGUGCUGCAGAACAACGGACGCGCUGCAGGUCAGGUUGUCUUCCAUGCUCACGUGCACGUAGUCCCACGGUACUCUGGCGACCAUCUGUUCAAGCAGUUCGCCAGCUCGAAGGAGAUGAUUGAUGCGGCGAAGGCUAGGGAGGUUCUUGAGAAAAUCAAGUCGCACCUGUAA
Besnoitia besnoiti is the source of this 462-nucleotide messenger RNA. Its product is annotated as putative Hit family protein involved in cell-cycle regulation. The transcript has 3 exons. The record is from RefSeq and is a predicted model, not a curated record. Gene Ontology annotation, molecular function: adenylylsulfatase activity. Gene Ontology annotation, biological process: purine ribonucleotide metabolic process; sulfur compound metabolic process. Lineage: Eukaryota; Apicomplexa; Conoidasida; Eucoccidiorida; Sarcocystidae. The coding region runs from base 1 to 462 and encodes 153 amino acids.